AUGGAUACCUGCGAGGGGUUUCUUCUAACUCCUCCUGACCGAGGCCAAAUACUGGGUCGCGCCAUCUGGAAGCCUCGAUAUGUCGUUGUCGGGGGCCGCAAUGUUUCAAGAGAAGGCGUAACCAGCCCGACGUUCCCUCCAAGCGGCUCAACCGGCCGUAUGAAUGGCGCCCCUACCAAGAUCCCGCCGAGGCCGAUCGCGAUCGACGACUACUACAUCACCAUCUUCAAGUCAAAGGUAAGAAUCAACACGACAGAGUUCUCCGGCCAAAACCUAAGCCUUCCGAACUUGCAGGACGACUGGGAACCUUCCUAUCAGUAUCCCGUCAGCUCCGUCAUCGACUGCCAGGUCCAAAUGCUCGCCCACCGCAAACAGGGUCCUGUCUUGCCAACCCUUGUCAUCACCAUCAACGAUAAGGAAAAGAAACGUCGUUCCAGCCGGGCUGCCGGCCUGAUGUCCAGCAAAGAAUCCUCAGCGACCACGUUAUGGUUCCGGACACCUCCCGAUGACCACCACAUCAGCCUUCACGAAUGGGCCCGCUUCAUCAUCUCGAGAAAGCUGCCCAUGAGCCCCGAGGAGAGCCCGGCAUCCCCUUCUUUCACGAACCCAUUUUCGCCCCAGCAGCGGUCCAGAGAUGCUUCCGAUUACUUCCCUCGCCCACCAAGCGGAAACCCCAACCCUCGUACAACUCUGCAACACAAGCCCUCGACUCAGACUUACUCGAGCCGAGACCGCCCCGUUACCUUCAGCUCUGAUUCACCGAGUCUUCGCUCAAAGGCCAGCGACGUUUCAUCUCCAACCAGCACCCAUCACCCGGCUCACAUGGGGUUUGCGCUGCCCGAUCCUAACAAGUACACUACUGUACUCCCCUCCGAUAUACCAUCUCCUAUCACCACAAUGAGCGACUACCAACAGAGCGACUUCAUCGAGGGUUGGACAGCUGCCCAGGGAAGGUCGUCCACCGUUAGCUCUCCCAUCCGCGGACGUGGCAGCGUGAGCUCUGGCGGGCCACAGCCCUUUCCUGGAGCUGACUCUAGUUCGCCGCCUGCACCACGGGAGACUAUCCUUGACAGGGCAUUCCAGUUGAGAUGCAUCCCUGGAUCUGAACAAGAAAUCCCCGGUGAGGAGAAGCUCACGUCUCUGGCUCGGUUCGAUGCUCUCAUGAGGGAGGCGGACUCAAAGAGACGGGAGCAGGUGAAGAAGGCUGAGGCGGAAAAGGCUGCCAUGCAGAGCGCUUUCGAUAUGGACGAGAAUUCGUCUGAAGAAGAGGAAGAUUCAGACUCAGAUGACCUCGAGGGAUCUCAGGACGAGUAUGCGCACGAGGGAGACGUAAAUGGCAACCGACACACCUUGAUCCCCCCGAAUGCGGCGCACGCCCUUGCAUUCCUAUCUACCCAGCCCGACGACAUCACGUCACCUCGCUCACCAGUGAUGAGGAGCUCGCCAGCCAACUUCAGCGUUCCGUUGCAGGCGCCUGCGCGCCCGCAUACGGCGCACUCCAGAAUGCGGCCGAUGACGACGCACAGAACAUACAGCCAACCUCAGCCCACGGGCCCAGAAAGGCUUGACGUUCCAACCUCAUCAUCCGGUAAGAUAUCCGAAGAAGCUAUCUUCCGAGCCAACGGGGAGAAGCGGACGUCCGGCUCCAGCGCCAAACGACUCAGCUUCACCGAGUUCACCAAGCGUCUCUCCAGCACCAGCAGCUUACUUCUCGUCCAGACCAACACGAGCGGCGGGAGCAGCUGCGGAAGCAGCGAAUUCGACCCAAGUCCAUCACAGGCACCCAAAGGUACUUUGAACGCUAGAGGCGUUCCGCCGCGGCCCCGUGAUAUCGAGAGGGAGGAGCAUGAACGACGCUGCGGAUGGCGCAACAGCGUCGGGUUUACCGAGGGUGGCUUGAUCUGA
Colletotrichum chrysophilum is the source of this 1905-nucleotide messenger RNA. RefSeq lists its product as uncharacterized. Lineage: Eukaryota; Fungi; Ascomycota; Sordariomycetes; Glomerellales; Glomerellaceae. Bases 1 to 1905 code for a protein of 634 amino acids. The record is from RefSeq and is a predicted model, not a curated record. The transcript is spliced from 2 exons.